This is a messenger RNA of Arabidopsis arenosa, 955 nucleotides long. Lineage: Eukaryota; Viridiplantae; Streptophyta; Magnoliopsida; Brassicales; Brassicaceae. The record is from the annotation of a GenBank genome assembly.
AAGCAGAAGAAUCAAGAGCAAUGAUGGAAAAGUGUAGGAGAGAGACGUUGCUUCUCAUUUUCCUAACAAUAUCAUCAGUGGCAAGCGGCACAACAAGUCCAUGGAUUCCGAUGGAUGGAAAUUAUGGUGCUAGCUAUUGCUUAAGCUGGAGACUAGCAGUAGAGACCAACAAUGUACGUGCGUGGCGCAUUGUUCCUCUGCAGUGUCUGCGUUACGUUGAGGUAUAUAUGCUUGCUGGUCAGUAUGACAGAGACGUCCAGUUGACUGUGGACCAAAUCAAGGUUUAUCUCAAUGAGAUCGUCCUUCCUGGUGAUGGCAUGGACGCAUGGGUCUUGGAUGUUGAUGAUACUUGCUUCUCAAACGUCUUUUACUAUCGCCUUAAGAGAUAUGGAUGUGACCCUUAUGAUCCAACCGGAUUUAGAACAUGGGCGAUGAAAGGAGAGUCUCCAGCAAUACAACCUGUUCUUGAAUUGUUCAAUAAACUGAUAGAAACAGGCUUCAAAGUAUUCCUAGUAACCGGAAGAGACGAAGAGACCCUUCGCCAAGCAACACUAGAGAAUUUGCAUAACCAAGGAUUCACUGGUUAUGAAAGGUUGAUUAUGAGGACAGCAGAUAGCAAAAGACAAAGCGCAAUAACAUACAAAACAAGAAUCAGAAAGGAAAUGAUGGAAGAAGGUUACAGGAUAUGGGGAAAUGUAGGCGACCAAUGGAGUGACUUACAAGGAGAAUAUUCAGGGGAUCGUACCUUCAAGAUUCCUAAUCCUAUGUACUUCGUUCCCUAAUCAAGAAUUUUACUAUAACCAAUCAAAUACAUGUACAACAUACACAAAGGGUAUGUCUCAACUUAAGUUCUGUGUUAAGACAUUAGUUUCUCCUAAUGCCAUCAAAACAAGCCCUUACAAAUUCAAGAGAUCAGCUCAUAAAACCCCAAAAUGGAUAAAAGUGACUAUCACCA